UUGGCUUUUUUCACUUCACUUCAAAAGGGGCAUUUAGUUCUCUCAAUUCAUUGUGAUUAUCUUCCGAAACAAUGACGGACUAUAAUGCUCAUGGUUACGUUAUGAGCACAAGCCAGUUAAAUGACUUAUGGCAUUAUGACAUGUGGCUUGGGCACUUUAUUAUGGAUCUGCCACUAAGAAGGUGUAAGGCUAUGCCAAAGAAUAUGCCGAAUUUCCCAGAGAUGGGAUUUGAUGACUUUCAAAAAUUGAAGGACCAAGUGAGGGAAAUGUGGAUUACAGCUUCCCACAUUUUUACUGCUAAAAAAGGACCCUACGGUUGGGGCCUAUUUUUCAGAGAGGAACAGUCCCCCUUUGGCAGGGUACUCACUGAAAAGAAGCCAUUGACUCUGGGCUGGUUGGCAAGAGUUCCGUCUCCAGAUAUGUGUCCUACUGGUCACAGGUACCUCAGGUCACCAACCGGAGAAGAAAAGUAUCCUGUGUACCUUGGUGGCCCAAUAAGCAUAGCCAAUUAUGACAAGGUGGACAGAGUUCUCUGCAGGCGUCUCAUUUCACAGAAAGAGCCUAACAAGAACAAAAUGGGAGUGUGCAAAGGACCUAAAAGAAAGCUUUCACCAGGCCAAGAAGUCCUUUGGUCAUACAAUUUCGAUCCUGCAGCCAAGAGGUGUCCAAAUUUUUUUCCUGAAAAUGAAUGGCAGCCAAUUUUAUGUUGUUCAGAAUUGCUGCAGAAGGGGUCAUCUUUUAUUCCCAGCCUUCUCGCAGAAGAUCUCGGGCAGGUUGAAGAACAUGAUGAUCCACCAUCAAAGAGACGUAAAGUGGGCGGUCAAAGACCACUUAUUAAAACCGCAUGUAUCCUCAGUCACAGAUAUUGUACAUACUGUGGUGAGAAUCUCGCACCAUUACAGGGCAAGAAGGUAAACAUUAAGUGUCAUUGGGCACUCAGGCACUCCCUUGAUUUGUGUGCAGAAAUGGGUGUUGAUCCAAACAAUGUCAACACGCCUUUAGACCCUAAAGACUUUAUCAAGCAUCUGGACAAAGUUGACCAUGUGUUCAACUCAUUGAACUCACACAACUACAAAGUGGUUCCUGCCUGCAAAUUUUUUGAAGUAACGAACACUACUUUGCUUCCACCUGAUGCAAGUACAGAAGAAAAGGUUGCAGUUUUUCAACAAUUUUUAGAUGAAGGAAUGUCUGCCUUCAAGAAGUACCAGGUUGUUUACCUAAAGGGUAUCAAGGUUCCACAGAGUUACGAUGACUUGCUCAAGUCAGAAGUGCAUUCUAGUUAUGACAAAAUCAGUUGGAAGACCGACAAACCAUCAGGAAACAACUUUUCUCUUUCACGUUAUAAUAUUACUGACGUUGAACAAAAUGAACACACUCUAAAUAUCAGAACCCACUUAAUCAAUGCCAUUGUGGCUUGGUCACGUGAUAGUUAGUGUUAUCAACCAAC
Thrips palmi is the source of this 1447-nucleotide messenger RNA. RefSeq lists its product as uncharacterized. Bases 72 to 1433 code for a protein of 453 amino acids. The transcript has 4 exons. Lineage: Eukaryota; Metazoa; Arthropoda; Insecta; Thysanoptera; Thripidae. The record is from RefSeq and is a predicted model, not a curated record.